Aspergillus udagawae is the source of this 966-nucleotide messenger RNA. RefSeq names its product SDR family oxidoreductase. NCBI's taxonomy places the organism in Eukaryota, Fungi, Ascomycota, Eurotiomycetes, Eurotiales, Aspergillaceae. The transcript has a single exon. The coding region runs from base 1 to 966 and encodes 321 amino acids. The record is from RefSeq and is a predicted model, not a curated record.
AUGUCUAUAAUCAUCACUGGAGCAGGCGGCUACGUGGGCCAGGAACUGGCUGCCGCAUUGCUUGCGAGUGAACCUGAUACCACAGUGAUCCUCACAGACGUCGUCGCACCUCCUGUCCCCCCUUCCGCGGCACAACAUGCAUCGCGAGUCAAGAGCGUACAAGCAGACCUCACCGUGCCAAGCGUGGUCGACGAGCUAUUCAACGAGUCACACCGCUAUGAUACUGUCUACCUUCUCCACGGGAUCAUGUCAAGCGGCGCAGAGGCCAACUUCGAGAUCGGGAUGCGGGUCAAUCUCGACGCAACCCGGUACAUCCUCGACAGACUACGCACUACCAUGUUCGGGGUGAAGGUGGUAUUCACCUCGACGCUGGCCGUCUACGGCCUUGCGCCCCCGGGCUUCGUCAUCGACGAGACAAAUUUCCCGCCUGUGCCCUCGUCCUCGUACGGGUCGGCGAAGCUCGUCAUCGAGACGCUCCUGAAUGAUUACUCAAGGCGCGGGUUCAUCGACGGCCGUGCCGUGCGAUUGCCCACGGUGACGGUGCGAGCCGGCCAGCCCACCCAGGCUGCGAGCAGCUUCGCGAGCGACAUCAUUCGGGAGCCGUUCAAUGGGAAAAAGGCAAUUCUGCCGGUGAGUAAGAGCACCGAGCUGUGGAUUUGCUCGCCGUACACUGUUGUGAAGAACCUGUUGCAUGCGAGGACUAUCCCCAAGGAGGCGUUUGGGGUUUCGAGAUCGGUGAAUCUACCAGGUCUGAAGGUCAGCGUUCAGGAGAUGUUGGAUGCGUUAGAGGAGAUUGGAGGCACGGAGCGUCGAGAUUUGGUGGAAGAGAAGUAUGAUGCGGAUGUUGAUCGGAUUGUCCAGACAUGGACUCCUAACUUCAACACCGCGCGUGCUAUCAAGUUGGGGUUCUCAGAGGAUGUUUCGAUGGUGGAGAAUAUCAGGCAAUAUGCCAGUCGGUUUCAUUGA